AUCUUUAAUAUUUUCCCUUCCUUCCCCAAACAGCCCCCUCACCCUCCGACGCCUCCAGACAACCAGCUCCGUCGUCACUCUUCACUGCCCUCCCUCCCCUCUCCUGCCUCCCCCGUCGCCUCUCUUCCCCCACUGCCCCCUCCCUCGCCAGCCUCUUCACUCUGUGCGAUUGCCAACCCAGGGGUCGAUCUUUUUCUUCAGGUCCAAUGGCGAGCUUCGAAGUUCAGUUUUCGCAAAUGCGUCUGCACCAGAAGCCUCAAAUUUCCACCUUUCUUUACACACCACACAGACUAAGAUUCACCUGCGGUUUAAGAAACGGGCCAAGGAAACCUAUGUGGAGAACCAGAGUACUCUCCACAGAGGCCAUUCAAGCAGUCCAAUCUUUGAAAUUGGCCCAAAGCUCGUCUUGUAAGUUGGAGCAAGUUUUUAGCAAUAAGCUCAGCAGGCUUUUGAAAGCUGAUUUAUUGGAUACAUUGGCUGAGUUACAGAGGCAAAACGAAUUGGAUUUAGUUCUCAAGGUUUUUCAGGUGUUUAACUUUGUGAGGAAGGAGGUGUGGUAUGUACCAGAGCUAUCUCUAUUCAAUGACAUGAUAUUGAUUUUGGGGAAGAACAAGAAGAUUGAAAUGGUUGAACAAGUCUUCUUAGAACUGAGGAAUGAGGGCUUGGAACCUGAUACAAGGACCUAUACUGAACUGAUUGGAGCGUAUUUCAAAGUUGAAAUGGUGAAGAAAGCAAUGGAGACUUAUGAGCUGAUGAAGGCUUCAGGUUGUGUCCCAGAUAAGUUGACCUUUACAAUCGUUAUAAGGAAUCUUGAACAGGCUGGUGAGGAAGCUCUUACUGAAACAAUAAAGAAAGAAUGUGCUGACUAUUUUGAUUACCCUGAGAAAUUUAUUGAAGAAGUUGAAAGGACAUUUCCAAAGCGCAAGUCACUAGUCCACAUUUGAAGAAUUCUGGAGUGUUAUAUGCUUCUCCGAAAGCUGAGCCAACACUGUCCACAUUAGCCGGUGACCAGAGAGCUGAGCCAACACUGUACGACUAUAUGACUACAGAUCCAUGAAAUGAAGAAACCAACAGAGAGAGUAAAUUUGAACCAAUCCAACAAAUUACAGGCAGAUUCAUGGACUAUACGACUACAGAUAGUAAAAUCAAGAUUUUCAUCUUUACUUUUUAUAACUACACAAACCACUAAACCCCGACCCCUCAGUUAAAGGGGAAAAAGAAAACGAAGCAAGCAAAAGAGAAAAUGAAACUCACCAAGAAACCCAUUUUCUCAAAGUCAUUAGAAUGGAUCUGCUAAA
Molecule: messenger RNA, 1298 nt
Organism: Sesamum indicum (sesame)
Lineage: Eukaryota; Viridiplantae; Streptophyta; Magnoliopsida; Lamiales; Pedaliaceae
Product: pentatricopeptide repeat-containing protein At1g62350
Biological process (GO): Group II intron splicing; chloroplast organization
Molecular function (GO): protein binding; RNA binding
Source: RefSeq, a predicted model, not a curated record